UCGUCAAUUGUCAUAAUAUAUCAAAAUAUUUUCAGCACUUUAGCUACUUUCUAAGAAGUUCGUAAUUUAAUAAAAAAAAUAUGGGUGAAACUGAGAAUGAUCCUUAUGCCAUUCCUACAAAGAGUAAACUGAAACUAAAAUGUGACACAUCUAUUAAGAAAAAAAAGAAAAAGAAGGACAAACUACUGGAAAAAGUUUCAAAAACUAUAGAAGCUGAAACAAAUACUCAACAAACAAUAGAUGAGCAGAAACCUAAAUUGACAAAAACUAAAGCAGAGAUAGCAUUUUUACAGCAACAAGAGAAAAUGAAAAUGAAAAGGAUAUUGGAAAAAGCUUCACAGACUCAUAAGGAACGAGUAGAGAAAUUCAACCAACAUCUUGAUAGUCUGACAGAACAUUUCGAUAUUCCAAAAGUCUCGUGGACUAAGUGAAUUCCUAAAAGUGUUUAUAGUAUUGUAAAACAUAACAUUUAUUUUAUAUUGUAAGUUAUCAUGAAUAUUAUUGGAUUAAAACUGAAAUAAAUCUGUA
Molecule: messenger RNA, 528 nt
Organism: Diorhabda carinulata
Lineage: Eukaryota; Metazoa; Arthropoda; Insecta; Coleoptera; Chrysomelidae
Product: protein FAM32A
Exons: 2
Coding region: 81-431 (116 amino acids)
Cellular component (GO): nucleolus
Source: RefSeq, a predicted model, not a curated record